Salarias fasciatus (jewelled blenny) is the source of this 2545-nucleotide messenger RNA. It is a transcript of the gene nop2, whose product is annotated as NOP2 nucleolar protein homolog (yeast). Gene Ontology annotation, cellular component: nucleolus. Gene Ontology annotation, biological process: maturation of LSU-rRNA; rRNA base methylation. Gene Ontology annotation, molecular function: rRNA (cytosine-C5-)-methyltransferase activity; RNA binding. NCBI's taxonomy places the organism in Eukaryota, Metazoa, Chordata, Actinopteri, Blenniiformes, Blenniidae. The coding region runs from base 1 to 2283 and encodes 760 amino acids. The record is from RefSeq and is a predicted model, not a curated record. The transcript has 15 exons.
AUGGGCCGUAAGUUGGAUCCCACCAACAAGGUGAAGAGAGGGCCGGGGAGAAAAGCCAGGAAGCAAAAGGGAGCAGAGACAGAGUUGGCCAAAUUUAUACCUGAUGAAGAUACAGAGCCAAAACGUCUGUCAAGUAGAGCUAGGAAAAGGGCUGCAAAGAGAACUCAGAGCUCGAAAAAGCCUCAGGAUGUUACUGAGACACAGCCCAAGAAAGGAUUCACUGAUGAAAACAGCAAAUGGUUAAAACCAGCCAAGAGGAAGCGCAAACUUGGUGAGCCUGAGAGCGAGGAUGACAGCGAUGAUGAACACUGGGAGGAAGAUGAAGAUGAAGAGGAGGAGGAACAGCUACAGCCGAAGAAGGGAAGAAAAGAGCAAAAAAAUAAGGAUGCAAAAUUAGAGGUGAAAAAGGAUGAAGACGACGACGAUGAUGAUGACGACGACGAUGAAGACAUGGUUGACGACUAUGGUACUCUUGAUGACGGCAGUGGAGAUGAGGAUGCAGAAGAGGAAAGUGAUGGAGAAGAUCUUCUUCCUAUUGAACGUGCUGCCAAGAAAGACAAGAAGCAGAAAGAUGUUUUGCCAACGGAGAGCGACGACGAUGAUGAUGAGGAGGAGGAGGAGGAGGAUGAUGAUGAUGAUGAGGAAGGAGAGAAAUCUGAUGCUGACAUGGAUGAGGAAGGCACAGUUCAAGCCAACAUUGAUGAAGAGGAAACAUUCAAGCUCCCAGGAGCUGAAGAGGGUAUAAUUCCUCUGGACUUGAAGACGAUCCAUCAACGGAUUAAGGACAACAUUGACGUCCUUUGUAAUUUCUCCUCAAAAAGAGAAGAGGGGAAAGCGAGGGCCGACUACAUGUCUCUUCUGAAGCAAGAUCUCUGCACCUACUACAGCUACAACGACUUCCUCAUCGAGAAACUGAUCGACCUCUUCCCGCUCUCAGAGUUGGUUGAUUUCCUCGAGGCAAAUGAAAUCCCUAGACCCGUCACCAUUCGGACCAACACACUGAAAACCAGAAGACGGGACCUCGCACAGGCUUUGAUCAACAGAGGAGUGAACCUUGACCCCUUGGGGAAAUGGUCUAAAGUGGGCCUGGUGAUCUACGACUCCUCGGUACCGAUUGGCGCCACUCCGGAGUACCUGGCUGGUCACUACAUGCUGCAGGGAGCCUCCAGCUUUCUCCCAGUUAUGGCGUUGUCUCCUCAGGAGGGCGAGCUGGUGUUAGACAUGAGCUCUGCUCCGGGAGGCAAGACCACCUAUAUCGCUCAGCUGAUGAGGAACACCGGAGUGAUUGUGGCCAACGACGCCAACGCCGACAGACUGAAGAGCGUGGUGGGAAACAUCCACCGCCUCGGGGUCACCAACACCGUGGUCUCCAACUACGACGGCCGACAGUUCCCGAAGGUCAUGGGAGGAUUCGACAGAGUGCUGCUCGACGCGCCGUGCUCAGGCACAGGAGUCAUCGCUAAAGAUCCUGCUGUGAAGACCAGUAAGGAUGAGGCGGACAUCAAUCGCUCUGCUCACUUGCAGAAAGAACUAAUUCUGUCGGCGAUCGACUCUGUGAACGCCGAUUCCCCCUCAGGAGGAUAUCUGGUUUACUGCACAUGCUCAAUAACGGUGGAGGAGAAUGAAUGGGUGGUGGACUACGCUCUAAAGAAGAGAAACGUCAAACUGGUUCCCACAGGACUGGACUUUGGCAAGGAAGGCUUUACCAGGUUCAGAGAACGGAGAUUCCAUCCUUCUCUGAAGCUCACACGCCGGUUUUACCCUCAUUCCCACAACAUGGACGGAUUCUUUGUGGCCAAGCUGAAGAAGUUCUCCAAUGUAAUUCCAGCUGCACCGACACAGAAAGAAGAAGAAAGCACGGAGGCACCAGAAGCAGCUGUCGCUACUGACCCUCCUGAGAAGAAACCCUCCGAAAGCCUCAAGACAAAGAAGACUGUGCCACAACAGGCAGGUGGCUUGAAGCAAAUGAGCAAAGCUAACGGCACAGCGGUCAAGAAAGCCACAAACAUCCAGCAGAAAGGCAAAAAGGAUCCAUCCAUCGGACCAAAGAAGGCAAAGAUCGCCAAGUUGGAUGGAGCGGCGGCGAAAGGAGGAAACGCCAAGAAGCCUGCGGCGGAGAAAACGGAUGAGAUUCAAGCAUCAAAAGCUGGCAAAAACAAAGGAAGCCCGUUUGAGAAAAAGAAGCCCAAACAGAGAAAAACACACAUGAAAGCAAAAAAACGGAUGGGAAAAAACAAGUUCAGAAAGCUGACGAACAUGUUGAAAAAAUGUGAAAAAAAGUGAUGGUGAGAAGCACACGAUGAGUGUUAAUAUGUACUAGAUCCCAGCCCAGCUUUGUUACAGCCUUGAACUCCAUCUCUCCAUCAUGUGAAUUUAUAUCAGUCAGCAUGCUGUGUUCAGGCCCUUCAGAGCUGGUUUCCUUAAGUGUGACUGUCACUUGGCCUUGUACAGUUUGAACUCAACAAUGAUCUGUUUGGAAUCAUAUCUCCUUUUAUUUGUAUUACAGAAUAUUAAUGUUGAUUGAUGAGUAACAGAUGGGGACACC